AUGUUGGUGAAUUUAAAGCCAAUUACGCUGCUUUUUGCCGGUAUAUUGAUAGCAAAUUGCGAUUGUUAUCGAAUAUUAGGGGUGUUUCCAUUCGCAUCGCCUAGCCAUUAUUUCUUGGGGAAUGAAUUGAUGAAAGGUUUAGCAGAGGCCAGACACGAUGUCACCAUUGCUACAGUUUUUCACGAAAAAUCACCACCAUCUAAUGGGAAAUACAGACAAAUCGUCAUGGAUGAUUUAUUAACACUACAAAAAGCAUUAUUCGAACCGAUUGCGAAUGUGAGCUCGGGCUCGUCGGUUUCAAUGCAAAAUCCUUUUAAAAUGGCCACCACAUUCCCGAGGAUUACCAUCAACAUCACCGAGUCCACCAUCAGCCACCCCAAGUUCCAGCGACUAGUCACCUCCGGUGAACGAUUCGACGUGCUGAUAGUCACCCAAUUCAACCUCGAGGCGGUGAAGGCUCUAGCGCCCCUCAUGGGGGCGCACUUGGUGUUGUUCAACAACAACGCCAUGCACUCCUGGAUGGGCCACUUCGUCGGAAUCCCCGUCCUGCCGUCCAUCAAUCCAGAAAUUAUCAUGGGGUACACUGGUCAAAUGAACUACCGACAGAGGUUGUUAAACACGGUAGUCAGGAUGCUGUUUUCCGGUAUUAAUUAUUUAUACGAUGGAGUGCAGGUGGAUUUGGCGCGCAAGUACAUCUCUAAAGACGUGGAUUUGGUUGAAACUCAGUACAACGUGGCUUUGGUACUAUCCAAUUCGCAUUCUAGCUUAAAUAGAGCGCAAAGCUCCGUGCCGGUGAUUAAAGAUAUAGCCGGUUUCCACGUUAAACCACCUAAGAAAUUGCCGGACGGUAUUAAAAAAUAUUUGGACGAAGCCGAAAAUGGCGCAAUCUACUUCAGCAUGGGUUCGAAUAUCAGAGGAGCAGAUUUACCGAUGGCUAUCAAGCAGGGUUUGAUGAACGCGUUCGCGAAGAGGAAAGAGAGGAUUCUAUGGAAGUUCGAGGAGGAUGAUUUGCCUGGUAAACCUGAGAACGUGAGGAUCGAGAAAUGGUUGCCGCAAUCAGAUAUAUUAGCUCAUCCCAACGUGAAGCUAUUCAUAACGCACGGUGGAUUUUUGAGCACUAUUGAAACAGUCUAUCACGGCGUCCCGACGGUGGCGAUUCCUGUAAUGGGCGAUCAAUUGAUGAACGCCCGAGUUGCCCAAGCUGACGGGUACGCUUUCGUGCUCGAUUUUCAAGCACUCAACGAAGAAUCCAUUUCCCAUGCCAUCGAAGAGGUACUGACAAACGACAAGUAUAAGAAUAAUGCGAAGUACAGAUCGGAAAUAUUCCACGACAGACCCAUGAAGCCCCUCGAAGAGGCUAUUUAUUGGGUGGAAUAUAUCGUAAGACACAAGGGAGCUCCGCAUUUAAGGGUGGAUUAUUUGAAUUUACGUUGGUACGAGUAUUAUUUACUCGACGUAUUUGCCACUUUUAUUGUGGCAGCCGUUGUUGUAUUUUAUAUUUUUAAGAAAAUUUUAGUAUUGAUAUUUCGAUCGUGUUGUGGCAAAAGAUCGAAAAAGUUGAAGAAACAAUAA
Phyllotreta striolata is the source of this 1572-nucleotide messenger RNA. The record is from the annotation of a GenBank genome assembly. NCBI's taxonomy places the organism in Eukaryota, Metazoa, Arthropoda, Insecta, Coleoptera, Chrysomelidae.